Messenger RNA from Aspergillus pseudonomiae, 1044 nucleotides. RefSeq lists its product as uncharacterized. Gene Ontology annotation, cellular component: membrane. The transcript has 6 exons. The coding region runs from base 1 to 1044 and encodes 347 amino acids. The record is from RefSeq and is a predicted model, not a curated record. NCBI's taxonomy places the organism in Eukaryota, Fungi, Ascomycota, Eurotiomycetes, Eurotiales, Aspergillaceae.
AUGACUCAAACGGUCGCUAUCAUCACCAGCAUUACUUGUAUCACUGGUAUCGGCAAUCUGCUUGCUGGGCUGCUCACUGUGUGCAUUCCACUCUGGCCAACCGCAGCAUUUGCACUCGCCUGUGGCUGUGUGCUGCUUCCUUGCGGCGCUGCAGCUGAUGUGUUGGGGUGUCGGCGCGCGUGUCUGCUUGGUGGAUUGCUACAGACCGCGAGCGCCCUGGGCGCUGGACUAACGGCGACAGGAACGCAACUGAUCGCGCUUGCUGUCGGCGUUUCGGCUCACCGUGGAUGGUGGUCCGCUGGGGAAGGCAUCCUCGCGCGUCUGCACCGAGAUAUCGAUUGGGUUGGCACUUUGCUGAUUAGUGCUUGCCUUGCGCUUCUCUCCUACGAACUAGCCGUCGCUACCGGCUCAGAUGCGGAUCAGAGUAUGCGUCGGCCGCUCAACCUUGUCCUCCAUUGCUCGGCACUGGCACUCAUACUUGUAUUUGCCUUGUGGAUGCGGCGACAAGUUCGACUCAGUCGCCCGGCACUGAUUCCAAACUCGCUUUGGACCAACGUGCCGUUUAUGGCUCUUUGCAUUACCGUGUUUCUUGUCUGGGGCACCCUCAAUGCGAGUGAGCAGCUCACAGCCUUGUACCUCCAAGACGUUCGCGGCACAUCGACUUUGACGGCGUCUUUGUAUUUCAUGCCGGCACCGGUGUGUGGCCUUUUGAAGCCCUCGAUCGCUGUGCCCGCCGGAUAUCUUGCGAGUGGUAUCGCCCCGCUCCUGCUCGCAAUCUUAUGCGGCGUCGACGGGCUAGGGUAUUGGCGUGGUGUCUUCCAAGCCAUGGCUCUGAAUCCGGUGGGAGCCGAUCUAAUUUAUACGAUCGCAAACCUUGUAAUGACAGACUCAUUCCCAGUCAAGACGCAGGAGCUGGCCGGUGUCUUCUUUAACAUGCUAGCUCAGGUUGGGAAGGGUGUUGGGAUAGCCACAUCGACACUCAUUGCACCUGUGAGCUUUUGGGGACUGAGGAGCGUCGAGCGGCUUGAAAUAAAGAGAGACUGA